AUGGUGGGAAUGUGGUUGAAGGUGGAGAGAAGGAUUGAUUUGGUAUACGGAGGUGGAAGCGUGGGGCUUAUGGGUCUCGUCUCUCAAGCUGUUCAUCGUGGUGGUCGCCAUGUUCUAGGGGUCAUCCCAAAAACCUUGAUGCCAAGAGAGAUAACCGGUGAGACCAUCGGAGAAGUGAAAGCAGUGGCUGAUAUGCAUCAAAGGAAAGCUGAAAUGGCUCGUCAAGCCGAUGCCUUUAUUGCCCUUCCUGGUGGGUAUGGUACGUUGGAAGAAUUGCUGGAAGUCAUUACAUGGGCUCAACUCGGAAUCCACCGUAAGCCGGUGGGUCUUCUUAACGUGGAUGGUUACUACAACUCGCUAUUAACAUUUAUCGAUAAGGCCGUAGACGAAGGAUUCAUAUCCCCAAUGGCUCGUAGAAUCAUUGUCUCUGCACCAAACGCUAAAGAGUUGGUUCGACAACUCGAGGAAUAUGAACCGGAAUUCGAUGAGAUCACGUCGAAAUUGGUUUGGGAUGAAGUGGACCGGCUUAGUUAUGUACCGGGUUCGGAGGUUGCUACGUAA
Messenger RNA from Arabis nemorensis, 561 nucleotides. The record is from the annotation of a GenBank genome assembly. NCBI's taxonomy places the organism in Eukaryota, Viridiplantae, Streptophyta, Magnoliopsida, Brassicales, Brassicaceae.